AUGGGCCGCCCCCGCCGCCCCGCCCCCGCCACUGCUCACUCCGAAGUUUCCUGCGCUGUGCGCGGACGGGCUCCAGGGCUCGCUCGCUCCCUCUCCGGCUCGGCCGCGCCCCCGGCCCGUGCCCGCGGUCCGCGCCCGCCCCGCCCCGCCGUGCAUUUAGCGGUUUUCCGCAGCGGGACACCGUUGCUGCUGCUGGGCGAGCCAGAGCCAGAGCCUCCGCGAGAGCUGGUGCCGGGUGGGCCGGGGGCGCGGGCCGAGGCGGCGGUACUGGCCCAGCUCCGGCUCCGGGCUGGGUCCCCAGUGACAGCGCCGCCCGGGCAAUGCCCGCGGGGACGCCGCUGGCCACCGGAGCGAGGUGCUGCUCUCUGCCACCAUGACCGAGGGCACGCUGGCCGCCGACGAGGUCCGGGUGCCCCUGGGCGCUUCGCCGCCGGCCCCUGCAGCGCCGGUGAGGGCUUCCCCGGCGAGCCCUGGGGCGCCCGGGCGCGAGGAUCAGCGAGGAUCCGGGUCCGGCGUGUUGGCUCCCGAGAGCCCAGCGACCGAGUGUGGUGCGGACCUGGGCGCCGACGAGGAACAGCCCGUCCCAUACCCGGCACUGGCGGCCACGGUCUUCUUCUGCCUUGGGCAAACCACGCGGCCACGCAGCUGGUGCCUCCGACUGGUUUGUAACCCAUAUCCUUACAGGGUUGGCGAGGCGCUGGGGACUGGGGCGUGGGACUCGCCCUGCGUACGCCCUGCGAACCCCGGCUUUCUGGGAUCUGGCGCGGACUGGGAAGGGGUGCUAGGGCAGUGUUCUUCUCAGAGAUGGUAGUGGGGGUACGUACGCCUCGGAACUCGCCGGUGGGAUCUGGGUUCAGAGACAUCUUGGGACGGGAGAGUACGGGCAGAAGCGGCGAGGAUGCCUCCGAAAGGAAGGUAGUUAGUAACUCCUGGCAUCCUACGGGCAGGGGCGGGGGCAGGGGGGAAUCCCCGCCUGUUUAGCUUUCCAAACGAACACCUGAGCCUGUGUGAAGACCCUCGCUGGAGGCUGGAAGGGGAGAAAGUUUUCCACCUGCUCUCUGGGCGCUGUGUGCCAGGCAGGGCUGGUCCCCAGUUCUUCUCCGAGGAGAGGCAGUGACGUUGGUUGAGAACUCACUCUUCCAAGGCUGAAGUCCGUUCAGGGGCUGAUUUAAGUCAUGCGCGGCUGGGGGCUGGGGGGGGGGAGGGGACGGUGAGGCAGCUAGCUUUGAACCCGACCCUCUUUUUCACAGUUGCCUGGCUAGAGAGGAGGAAUUGCAUCUUUCUUUCUUUUUUUUUUUUUUUUAAUUGGCCCAAGGGCACAGACUUUCAGAGAAGCUUCCAGAACAGGGUUGGGUCAGUGCUGGAGGUAUUUCUGGGGUGCAAGAAGAGACUUCUGGCCCCCAGAAGGUGGCCUUUUGGGGACUGCCCUGGUGAGCUCUGAGGAGGAGCUGAAAUAUGCCGAGUAUUGCUCUCCCCGCACCCCCCCCCCCAGCAACUCAUCGGAGCUUCAGGGUAGGAUGGACUGUAGGUGCUCCUGCUUCCUUCCUGGGCUGGUUGGGUGGAGGGCCAAGGGGAGUUGACAUGGGUCCAUAAACACUCUUCGGCAGAGUCGGAGACAGGCAAAAUGAGCAAUGUGUGUAUAUGUUUCUCUACCUUGUGUGUUUAACUGUAUAAAUAUUAAAUACAAAAGAGAAAUCUGUACCAAAAAAAGUAAUAAAGCCCGUGUUUCUUUUCACUCCAAUCCAAACACUGGGUGAGUCAGAUUUUUCUCUGCUUAUAAAAGAGGAUGGUGGUCCCAGGGCUAUGGCUGUGGCCUACUCUGAGCCGUCCUGGGCUCCAGUGCCUGCCGUCUUUGUCCUCUGCAGUUGACUGUGGUGACUGCCGGUGGUGGGCAUCCUCUGGGUUGGCUGACCGUCUGUGCAGAAAAAGGGUGACCUUGUGUGUCAGCUGUCUGUCUGUCCCCUCUGCAGGAUCUAGACUGGAGGGGACUGGGCCCCUUGGCCUUGGUGGAGAGGUGAUGUGUGGCUGGGAGUGGCGGUAGAUCACUGGGCAGAGCUACUGUGGACCCUAGGGAGGGGACAGAGGCCAGCCCUGUGCUGAUGCUGGAGUUUGUUGUUCCCAAGGCUGUACCAACUGGAGUGGGCCUAGACUUACUCUGCCAGCCAGGAUCUGGCUGCACGGAGUCUGAGGCCGGCCCUGGUUCUCCGGGCUGCUGCGUCCCGGAGGACUUCUAACAAGGUUGUUUGUGUUGCUGUGUGCAGGGAAGGUGGGGAUGGGGUGACUUUGUGUUGCUGUGUGCAGGGGAAGGUGGGGAUGGGGUGGCUCACGUAGGCAGAGUGUGAGUCUUCAAGGGCUGUGGAGCUAACAUGCCACCCGGCCUGAGCCGACUUUGUGAACCCGAAGUGGAAGAUGCCCUUGGAGUCUUAAGAGAGACUCAGGUGUUAUGAGCCCUGGAAGAGAAGGCAGGAAGAUGAGGAGAGCUCUCAGCUGGGGGAGAGAAUGCCAGGCUGUCCCUGCAGGUGAGACCACCAAGGGGAGAGAGAUGGGUCUUGCCCAUCCUGCCCUCAAGUGCAUCCCUGUCUUGGAGCUGCUGGCUGUUUCCAGGAACCCGCCACGCCCUCCCCCAUCUUUCUUGCUGUGUAUACCUCAAGACACAGUUCGAUUCUUCUACUCCUGGGAACCAGGCAUAGAUUCUGAGUACCCCCAAGCUAGGGAAAUGCCCUACAAAGAGCUGGUUUCCCAGGCUAUUUGGCCCAGUCAGCACUCUGCAUCUGUCAUUGGAGUGGGUUCCUAAGCACUCUGGCCACAUGGGGAUGGGUCUGACCCCCCAGCAGAUGCCAGGCUCUGGAGUAGGGGUGUGAACCUGGGCCUCAGGGAGAUCCUAAAAUAAGCUACAUGCCUGGACAGGCGGGGAGUCAGCUUACUGGGGAAGCCCAUGUGGGCCGAGGCUUUCCAAGCUCUUUGAGGCUCUUUACAUUCCUGUGAGUUGGGAGGGGGUGGCUUUGUAUGAGGCAAGGAAACCACGGGUGAUUGGCAUGGUCAGGGUUUUACAAGGACUGUAUAGUUCCAUGUGGCUAGAGGAUGUUUCCUGGGUCUCAAUUCUCCCCUGCAAGUAGACAUAGUGUCUUUCCCAGAGGGUAAACUCCAAAGUGGGGGAAAGUCAGCUUUGCUCAGGUGAGAAGCAGCUGCUGCCUCCCUGCAGAUGCCUGCCAGCCACAGCUGAGCUUCUAUUGGCCAUUGGAAUAGUGAAGUACCUUCUCCCAGUCCCGGACCUUUCUGGGACUCAUGGCUAGCCAAGGUACCGAUGUACACGUGGUCCUGGUUCUGCCUGGAUGGUAUCUCCCAUCCCUGUGGCAAAGGAGCCUCCAAGGACAGUCUUUGUCUUUAUUGAUUUAGUUUGCUCUUUAAAAAUACAAUCGGGCUGGAACUUUUGGGGAGAGCGCUGUUUCUCCUACACAGGCUUAUUUAUAGAGGAAGGUGGGCAGGACCCGUGUGUUGUAGCCUGCUCCGCUGGGUUAUGUUCUGCCCUGGCUCCCCACCCCACCCCGGGCUCCUGACCCAGAACUGCCUGCAGUGCCUCUGCCUGUCCCAGCAAGGGAAGCUGGGGCCUCCCCGGGGUAGGAAGCCCAGGAGUGGGCACCCGGCUGUCCUGUGUCCUCAAGGGACGUGAGCUGUGGAUGUUCAGACUCUAGGAGGAACCUGGGUAUUCGGAAGUGAGAGUCUCUGGGGAGGAUCCUUCAAACCUCUCCUUCCCCAGGACAGGCACCAAACCCUCAAGUCACCAACCAAGAAUGAAGGACGUGUCAAGGUCACGUAGGUGAAGAGGGGCUGGUUGGGCCCAGCCUAGCCCGGAAGCUCAACAUUUGUUGCAGCCCUGGCUAGACAAACCUAAGUCCUUCAGACAUUUUUAAAAAAUGGAUGCUUUGUGCUGUACAAGGGCACAGAGCUGCAGGGUGGCUGCCAGUACCUGGCUCACCCCUGGCAUGCGUGUCCCCAGUGGGAACUCACAGGGUGCUUGUCUGGGAGGGCCAGUCCUUUGUCCUUGCCCCGGAUCCUGUGCUUUGAGAGUGGUCCAUCUCUGCUGUUUCUGAGCCUCCAAGAGCUGGCUCUCAA
Messenger RNA from Peromyscus leucopus (white-footed mouse), 4113 nucleotides. RefSeq names its product translation initiation factor IF-2-like. The transcript is spliced from 2 exons. NCBI's taxonomy places the organism in Eukaryota, Metazoa, Chordata, Mammalia, Rodentia, Cricetidae. The record is from RefSeq and is a predicted model, not a curated record. Bases 1 to 669 code for a protein of 222 amino acids.